UUCUAGGCUCUUCCACACACACUGCUCAGUUCAUUUUCGGAUUCUUUCGUGUACUGGACGCAGCUCCGGAUUAAAACACUAUGGACGCAAGGACUCUCGCUCUGCUCGCACUUUUGUUGAGUACUGUAUGCUACUCUGAAGAGAAACCGGUCAGCUUGGUUUAUCGAUGUCCCUGCAGAUAUUUUGAAAGCAAUGUUUCAAAAACCAGCAUCAAGCACCUGAAGAUCUUGUCCACUAGCAACUGCUCUUUACAGAUUGUGGCUCGUUUGAAGCAGAAUGGUAAACAGAUAUGCCUAGAUCCCAAGAUUAAAUGGAUUCAGGAAUACCUGGAAAAGGCCCUGAACAAGAAGGUGAAAACCUGAAAUCAUUUUGAUGGUGGCUUAGUGGAUGCACUUGUGAAUGCUGGGCCUCAAAUAUUGACUCCAAGUGGCCCCAGUCUCCCAGUAUUCCGGAUUGUAUGGUGCUUCCUUUACAUAUAAAGAGAAAGAAAAAACACAUAAAUUGAUUUUGUAAUGCCUGCACUGGUAGCAAAAUGGAUGCCUGCACUCAUUUGUGAGCUCUGUCAAAUUUUCAAUCGUGUUUUUCUCCUUGCCAAAGGUGUGCAUAUGUAUAAUGAGCAGAUCUCUGAUACAGGAACAUUAUUAGCAAAGAGGGUCACAAAUUGACAUAACUACCAGAAUCUCCAGAGACAUAAUAAGCAAGAGGUCAGAGGAAGCACCUAGAUCUUAAUUUUAUGCCUCCUCAAGAUUAUCUAUAAUCCAUAUAAUCUAUUUUGCCUGUAUAGGGCACUAGAAAAGUAAAAUAUUAAGUAUUAAUGGUAGUUCCAUAGUAUUUUAAGACUUGAUGUGUGUCCUACAUUAAAUGGUCCCUUAGGUAUCAUGGGUUUAACAGUAGACUCUCAUGAUCACAUAUGACCUAUAUUGGGCAUUGCUUGCAUUGCAAACAUUUCUGGCAGAGAACUUCAGAAUGGCUUCUGUAGAUAAGUGUUACAGCUAGGUGCGAAGACUAUGAGUAAACAAAGGACUGGCAUCCAUUAUUUCUGCUAUUGGAUACUAUGAGCUCUAUUCAGUGAGAUGUUUAAAAUCCUGGUGUUUCAUGAAAAAGCAGAUAACAUACUAUAUGUAUAACUACUAGUAAGCAAGUCAGGUCCCAGUGCACAUAUACCAGAAACAAGCACUAACCAAAUAAAUAUGAAAGUUAUCUGGAGACCCAGAGAAAGAGCACUUCAAUCAAAGAAUCUUGGUCAAACCCAGAGAGUUCCCAGGUAUGGAUAGCAUUUCCUAUUGAUCUCAGUUAGAGCUCAUCUCCCAAAAAUAGAAUGGGAGUGCUUCUGAUCAUGUGAAAUACCUGAGGCUGAGCCCCUGAUUUUUUUGUUCAAAAACAAUCUGUUCCUUUUUGUCAUUUGGCAGGCAUUCCUAAUUAAAUUUUGCUGAGAGAGUAAACCUUUUGUAUUGCCUACUCCAGUGUUUGUAAUCUUCCAAAGAUUUCCCAUUUAAUGUGAAGUAAAUCUUGGUAACACAAAGGCAGCUCCCGUUUCUGCACAUCAAGUAUUUUGUGUAAUCUCCUGUACACAUUUUGAUAUAAAAAUAUAAAAAUACGUAUUUCUACCGAACCUGUACAAGUGUGCGCACUUGUAUCUGACUAAUAUGUAUAUUUCAAAUAAACAGCUUCUUUAUUAUCA
Molecule: messenger RNA, 1681 nt
Organism: Spea bombifrons (plains spadefoot toad)
Lineage: Eukaryota; Metazoa; Chordata; Amphibia; Anura; Pelobatidae
Gene: CXCL12
Product: C-X-C motif chemokine ligand 12
Exons: 5
Coding region: 81-362 (93 amino acids)
Biological process (GO): chemokine-mediated signaling pathway; induction of positive chemotaxis; cell chemotaxis
Cellular component (GO): extracellular region; external side of plasma membrane
Molecular function (GO): CXCR chemokine receptor binding; chemokine activity
Source: RefSeq, a predicted model, not a curated record